UAUAACAGAACUUGCUAGCUAGCCUAUUUAGCUAAAUUACACCUCUUUUCAUCAAUAGUUCAUCAAUGUCUAAAGUUUAUCCUCAAGCUCCAUCAUCCUCAUCAUCACCAUCCUCAUCAUCUCCAUACAUUAGUUUAAAGCAAGAAUGCUUUACAAUAUGGAUGAAGUCUCUAUUGUACAAUAGCCAUGGUUGCACGGCUUAUAACUCGAAUGGAGAAAUCGUUUACCGGGUUGAUAACUACGACAAGAAAUGUAGCUCACAAGUCUACUUGAUGGAUAUUCUAGGCAAUGUUCUUUUUUCGAUACAACGAAAGAAGUUACGAAUUUUUGGAUGUUGGGAUGGAUAUAAAUGGGAUUUUUCCAAGAAACAACGAUGGUUUCGUGUUACAAGCAAACGACAAAAGAUUCAAGUUGAUUUGGGGAUAGAUCAAGGACUUGGUUACAAGAUUGUUAAAAGUUGUGGGAAAUUAGGGUUCAAGAUUGUGAAUCUUGAUCAAGAUUGUGCCUUGGUAGCAGAAAUUAAACGAAAGCAAACGCCUUCUGGGAUUGAUCUUGGAAAUGAUGUAUUUACGUUAAGUGUAGAACCCGGUGUUGAUCAAUCAUUGAUCAUGGCUAUUAUCAUGGUUUACGGGUUGAUUCAUCGUCAACUUUAAAGAUCAUUUUUUGCAAGAUUUGAUUGUGGAUCUUGUUAAUUUACUUCGAUCGAGCUAGCAUCAAAAGCCAGAUUUGAUUGUGGGUUCUGUUUUAUGAAGUUUUGAAGAGAACUAAAUUAGAUGGAUGAUCACAAAAUGAAGAUUGGAAAUUGAUGACGAAGAUGGUAUAUUGAAACGUAAUCUUAAUUGUGACUAUUUGUAAAUCAUACGAAAAUUUUGAUUGGUUUUUGGUGAUUAAUCAUGUUUAGGUGGAUUUACCUAAAAUGAUAAAUAUGUAUACGAUGAUGUACACAUAAAAAUGAGUACAAUAUAUACUACAAUUGUUAUA
Erigeron canadensis is the source of this 981-nucleotide messenger RNA. Its product is annotated as protein LURP-one-related 11. The coding region runs from base 66 to 653 and encodes 195 amino acids. The record is from RefSeq and is a predicted model, not a curated record. Lineage: Eukaryota; Viridiplantae; Streptophyta; Magnoliopsida; Asterales; Asteraceae. The transcript has 2 exons.